Messenger RNA from Chara braunii, 7387 nucleotides. Lineage: Eukaryota; Viridiplantae; Streptophyta; Charophyceae; Charales; Characeae. The record is from the annotation of a GenBank genome assembly.
GUUCCUCAACGCCAAGGUAGGAUGCCAGAUCUGGCUCAGCCAUAUGGCAACCGUCCACGGCGUCCAGGUCUUCGACCUGCACAAGAAGGUCUCCCGGGAGGAUCUGACAAAGGAAUGGAAGAAACGGUUCAUCGUUGACGACGCCCCGACGCUCGCCAUCAACCGCAUCUUCACGAUGGCUCAAGGAAACACAGCGACACGUGAUUGGCUCGCGGAUUGGCAGAAGAUCGUGGCGACGCCCGAUUUGGACUUACCAUUUCCGCAUCUGCGCCGGGAGUUCUACAACCGGUCAUGCGCCGCUUUGAGCCUCGCACUUGGUGAUCACGAGCAGUACAACACCUUCGCUGAAAUCAUCAACAAGGCGAGGGAGAUCAUCAAGAUAAACAGGGCAGCUGCACAUGAGAAAUCAGCAUGGCAGCCAACCUAUGUGGAGAAGGUGAGAACUGGUCCGCGACCGCAGCAUGUCGCUGCAGUCCAAUCGGACAACAUUGUGGAAGACCCGGCAGCCAACCAAGCGUCACGUGAAGGAGAUCAUGUGGCUGCUGUCCAGCCGCGAAGCAACAACAAGUCCCGGACAGCCAGCACCAUGGGUCAAGUUUCACUUGACCGAGGCGGAACACAAGUGGCACGGCCACUACGGCUGCUGCUAUUGAUGCAACAACACCAAGCACAAGAACUCCCAAUGCCCGGAUCAAGGCAAGGAGGAUCUUCAGCCUCGUAUCAACUCGGAAAACUGAGUUCCGCGGGAGGUGAGGUGACUCCACCUCUCACUCCGCCAGAUUCGGCCUCCUUGCUAGCUGCCUCCUACACAUCUGGGGAGGAUGCGAAUGUCGCAAGUCCUCGGUACACUUACGAGGACUACGCUGUCCACUUGGUCCCACCAUUGGACCAACCGCUCCACGUGCAACAAUCUACCGCAUGUACGGUUUCAUCACCAUCGACAACCGAUUCGGCAGCAUCGCCGCCAUCUACCGUCGGGGAUUCAACGUCAUGGUCAAGACUUGAAGAGCUCGACCCAUUGACAUUUGCGGACUUCCAAUGGAUGCCACUUCCCCGGUCCGGUCGAUUGCCGAAACCACAUUGCAACGUGCUCAUGGCACAAUUGCGGGAUAACUUGCACACUGCAGUACCAACUCCGUUGAUGGACGCCGGAGUAGAGGUUGUCGACCUUCAAGCCUACAUUGCGAAGAUCGACCGCGAGUUCAAGACACAACGGUACGACGACAUCGACGCACCAUUGUUAUAUGUACGCAUUCAUAUCGGAGAGGCGACCUGCAGCGCUUUGAUCGAUUGUGGAGCAUCUCGCAACUACAUGAGCCAGGACUUUAUGGUACGCGCCGGCCUUGGCCCACGUGUCCGGAGGAAGUCCCAGCCUACGCAAGUCACGUUGGCAGACGGUCACACGCACAAGUCAAUAGACCGGUGCAUAGAUGACGUCCCCGUGUACUUUGCCCUGCACGCAAGCAAGGCGGUGUCCUUCGAUAUCUUGGACACCAAAUUCGACAUGAUCUUGGGCAUGUCAUGGCUGCGAAGCGAGGAUCACCCGGUGAACUUCUACCGCCACACCGUUCACAUUCGUGAUCGAAACGGAGUACUAGUCCCAUGCACGGUAGCUCCUCCUCACCCUUCGAUCAGCUGCCACGUGGUGUCCGCCGCAAGCAUGCGAGUUUCCAUCAUCAGAGAUGACAUCGAGGAGAUGGGGGUGUGUUUUCUCCACGCCCUCCCGCCCCAUGACGCUUCAUCGACGGACUCAUCUUCAGACCCUCGCAUCACCGAGCUUCUCGACGCCUACGGCGACGUGUUCACAGGCCCGCACGGAGUAGUGCCGGAUCGGCCCAUCCACCACGAGAUCAUCCUCGAGGACGGGGCCGUACCUCCACGCGGUUGCAUCUACCGAAUGAGCGAGGAAGAGUUAAGUGUGCUACGGGCACAACUCGACGACCUUAUGGAGAAAGGCUGGAUUCGACCUAACUCAUCGCCAUACGGUGCUCCUGUUCUCUUCGUCCGGAAGAAGAACAAGGAUUUGCGGUUGUGCAUCGAUUAUCGCAAGCUCAACGCGCAUACGAUCAGAAACGCCGACCCUCUUCCACGCAUCGACGACCUUCUCGAAUGGCCGGGCGGCGCCAAGUUCUUCUCCAAGCUUGACCUCAAGUCGGGAUAUCACCGACUCGAGAUUCGGCAGGAGGACCGCUACAAGACCGCGUUUAAGACGCGAUGUGGGCAUUUCGAAUGGCUGGUUAUGCCAUUUGGCCUUACGAAUGCCCCGACCACUUUCCAAGCGGCUAUGACAACGGAGACCCAACACAUGCUGGAUCGAUUUGUACUUAUCUACCUCGACGACAUCCUGGUGUACAGCCGGAGUUUGAACGAGCAUGUGGAACACCUGCGCACCGUUUUGGAGCGGCUACGACAAGCCAACCACAACAAAUGCGAAUUCGCGCGGCAGGAGCCGAAGUACUCGGGACAUUAUGUAACGCCGCAAUGCAUCCGUCCGCUUGCGGACAAGAUCAAGGCCCUCCGCGUAUGGCCCGAGCCCACCAACACCACGAACGUUCGUUCAUUCAUGGGGUUGGCGGGCUACUAUCAACGAUUCAUCACCGGAUACUCAAGGAUUGGUGCACCUAUAAAAGAUUACAAUCGCCAAAGUUUGUCGACGAAGCAAGCCCCGCAAUCGCAAUCCCUACGGCGAGUUGCGCCCGAUGCCUAUCCCACGGGAACCCGGGAACCCGGCCUCUCCAUUGCCAUGGAUGUCACCGGACCAUUUCCCUGCGAUCGCCUCGGGCACGACGGCAUCCUCACGGUUGUGGACCGUUUGAGUAAGUAUGCGCGUUUUCUCCCUUGCAAGUACUACUCCACGGCUCCCGAGCUGGCACGCCUCUUGCACACCGGUUGGAUUUGUGGCCACGGUGUACCAGAAGACAUAGUAAGCGACCGCGGCACUCGCUUCAUGUCCGCAUUUUGGACUGCUCUCAUGCAGGAGUCCGGCACGAAGAUGAAACCGAGUUCGGCUCGGCAUCCACAUACGGACGGGCAAACGGAGCGGGCAUGUCAAACCGCUCAAAUGAUGCUUCGUACGCUCAUCCAUUCGAACCAGAAAGAUUGGGUUGACCGCCUCCCCGACAUCGAGUUCCCCUACAACACUUCGGUGCACCCGACGAUCGGCGUGACUCCAUUCGAGUUGCACCAAGGUGGACGGAAAGGCCGUAUCUUCGCCGACCUUCUCCUCCCACGACCAGCCGACAUCGACGCCACUUGCUCUCCCGCUUCCGUCCGGAAGUACAGGGAAUUGCUGGCUCAAGCCCGCGGGAACAUGCAAAAGGCUCAAGUCCGCAUGCAGCAACAAGCCAACAGGCGUCGCGUGCCACGUCCCAUCCACGCCGGUGAUCUAGUUUGGGUCUCCGCGGAAGAGUAUGCACUGGAACAGGAUGUUUCACGCAAACUGCUUCCCAAGUGGUUUGGACCAUGGCCCGUAACAUCAGCCGCGGGCGAUGAGCCCAAUGGCCCUUCAUUUGUGAUCAUCAUCCCUUCGCAUCUGAUGGUCCAUCCAGUCUUUCACGCCUCGAAGCUGGCAACAUAUACACCAGCUAAGAGCGACGACUUCCCGGGCCGACGAUCACAGGACCCUCCAUAUAUGGAUGGUCAUCAGGAAGUUGACCGCGUCAUCACGGAUCGCAAGUAUGGCAGCAAACCUCGCCAAUACAAAGUUACAUUCAGAGCAUGCGAUCCCGACGACACUCGGUGGAUUUCAGGAACAUAUUUGAAAGCAUCCGCACCGCUGAUCUACUCUCACUACGAGCGACAAAGGCCACGUCAGCACGACACGUUAGCAGGCCAUGUCAGCCGACAACAGUACCACGUCAGCAGGCCCCCGGCCUGGUCUAUGCUGUUGCGUUCACAAACAGCCGUCAUGGACCAGAGGUCCGGGGAAACAGACGAGGCCUAUCAAGCCCGGAUGCUGGCCUGGAGUACCGAAACCAAGAGACGGGCGGAUGCCGCAGCAACACCAGCGAAGAAGAAGGCAGAGGACGCCGAGCAGGCACGUCUACUGGCACUUGAACAGCAGCGCCAACACGACGAGGCAGCAGCAAAGGCUGCUGAUGAAGAACGAGUUCGACGGCGGGAAAAGAUAUUUAGCGGAGAGCAAACUUUGCUCACAAUGGCAACGGAUUGGCGGGCCGAGGCCGAGAAAGGCAAGAUGGAGGAUAGCGAAAACAAGAUCGCUCUACUCCUCUCCCAUCUGACGGACCUCCUGGCAACAUGCAUUACACAGCAGGAGGACAUCCACAGCCUCGACGACGCGCUGACUCAAGUCCACGCGCGCCUCCGGCAGCUGGAGCAGCGACCUGUUGCCAACCCCGAUGCCAACUCUUCCAACACCUCCGAUCGGCUCGAAGCAUUGGAGAUGGACGUCGGCUCCCUCAAGGACGGCGUGCAGUUACAGCAGACCGCAACGCAACAGUUGGAGCAACGGAUCUGUACUACGGCCAACAACUCGAGUUCGAAACCACGCGAGACAACUCCAAAGUUUGACGGGCAGGAGAUCUUCUGCGACUCGACGAAGACAGAUCCGAUUCCAUGGUUCCACAAGUUCGAGCUCACGCUGCAGCUACACUACGUCAACGAACACAAGCACCACGCGUACUUAUACUCCCGGUCGAGGGUCGCGUGCCAGGCAUGGUUGGACAAUCUCUUGUCCAAGUACGGAGUAGUAGCUGCAGACUUGCAUACCAAGAUCAGUUGGGAUGAUCUGAAGGCGGCGUGGCACAAGCGGUUCCAAGUAGAGCCCUCGGAGAUCAAAGCUAUGGACAAGCUAAUAAUCUUUGAACAAGGCACGCUGCCGAGUGUCGACUGGAUUUCCGAGUACCGACGCUUGACAUCAGUUCCAGACAUCCAGAUGGGCUUCAAGGCCAUCCGUCACUAUUUCAUCUCAAGGUCAUAUCCGACACUAAGCAAUGCCCUGACUCACGUCCAGGACACCUUGACGACAACGGCGGAACUCUUUGACAAGGCCGCGCAGAUCAUUAUCACGAAUAAGGAGGCUAAGAACCUACGUUCGUCUGCGCCAGGCCCGAGCAGAGCCCAGCAUCGGCCAAGAGUGGCCGUGGUCACGGCGACAACGUCGUUUGACCAAUCUAGCGAGGCCGUGUCUGCCAAUGAAGGGGACAGACUCGCAGCCGCCCGGGGAGGUGGCCGCCCCGACAAAGGCAACCGCUUCUUCACGAAGAUCGAUCUUCGUAGCGGUUACCACCAGAUCCGCGUUGCCGCAGAGGACCAUCCGAAGACUGCCUUCCGAUCGCGCUUCGGCCACUACGAGUUCACGGUGAUGUCAUUCGGCCUCACCAAUGCACCCACCACCUUCCAGACGGCGAUGAACGACAUCUUCAGGGACAUCCUUGAAGAAUAUGUUCUCGUACACCUGGACGACAUCCUGGUCUACAGUCGUACCUUAGAAGACCAUAUCAGACACCUCCGCGAUGUUCUACAGCGCUUACGCAAGCAUGGCUUCUAUGCCAAGCUCAUCUACUUCGGAGCUGCGCUGUCCUUUCCAGCUCCAUCUCUAUCUCCUCCUUCGUCCACCCUUCUUCUCCAUCCUGUCGGACCGCCAUCCCGGCGCGUCCGGCACAGUACUGGUGUAUUUCGCACCUCAUGCAUGCGAACCGUGACGUUCGACAUUUUGGACACGGACUUCGACAUCAUUCUGGGAAUGCCUUGGCUUGCAAGUGCGGAUCACACGGUUAACUUCCACCGGCGGACUCUUAGCGUUCGCGAUGCCUUCGGCGCCGAAGUGGCGUGUACUAUUCCUCUUCCGCACACUUCAAUUCGGUGCCAAGUGGUGAUGGCCAAAUCAUUCCGGGCGACUUGCGCUUACGAGAAGCCCGAGGAAAUCGGCCUAUGUUUCCUACGGACUCUCGCGGUAGCCGACUCUUCACCCACGGACUUGUCUUCGGACCCCCGGGUGGUGCGGUUGCUGGACGAGUUCGUCGACAUCUUCGAGUCACCUACCGGUGCGGUGCCGGAUCGGCCGAUCUCUCACAAGAUCAUUCUUGAGGCCGGUGCCGUGCUGCCGAAAGGUUGCAUCUAUCGGAUGAGCGAGGAGGAGCUUGACGUCCUCCGUGCACAACUCGACGACUUGUUGGCCAAGGGCUGGAUCCGCCCUAGUAGCUCCCCAUAUGGAGCACCAGUUCUCUUCGUCCGGAAGAAGAACAAGGAUCUACGAUUGUGUAUCGACUACCUCAAGCUCAACGCGCAAACCGUCAAGAAUGCGGGGCCUCUUCCUCGCAUCGACGAUCUUCUUGAGAAAUUGGGCGGCGCAAAGUAUUUUUCUAAGUCGGAUUUGAAGUCGGGAUAUCAUCAAAUCUCAAUUCGGUCGAACGAUCGCUACAAAUCCACGUUCAAGACGCGGUACGGGCAUUUUGAGUGGGUGGUUAUGCCUUUUGGCCUCAACAAUGCCCCGACGACCUUUCAAGCGGCAAUGACCAACGAGUUCCGUGCAAUGUUGGACCGGUUUGUGCUGGUCUACUUAGACGAUAUUCUCGUCUAUAGCCAGACAUUGGAGGAUCAUCUUGGGCAUCUUCGACGAGUGUUGGAGACGCUCCGCCGCGCCAAGUACAAGGCCAACCGCGACAAGUGCGAAUUUGUCCGGCAAGAGCUAGAAUACUUGGGCCAUUUUGUCACACCGGAGGGCAUCAGUCCGCUAUCAUACAAGAUUCAACCCAUCCAAGAGUGGCCGGAGCCUCGGAACAUCACGGAUUUCCGUUCGUUCCUUGGCCUCGCCGACUACUAUCAGCGUUUCAUCAAAGGCUACUUGAAGAUCGCGGCCCACUUGACCAAGCUUCAAUGUGAGGAUCGGUCGUUUGACUUCGGAGAGGAGGCAUGGGAAUCAUUUUUGGCUCUCAAGGCCAUGCUAUUAUCAGCGGAGGUCUUGCGCAUAUACGACCCGCUUUUGCCUACGCGCGUCACUACGGAUGUGUCCGGCUAUGGCAUUGGUGUCGUCCUCGAGCAACACGAUGGUGUGGAUUGGCACCCGGUCGAGUAUUUCAGCAAGAAAGUGCCCUCAUGCACUCCAUUGACGAUCCACGCAAGAAGGAGCUCCUCGCCUUCGUCCACACGCUCAAGCGGUGGCGGCACUUCCUCCUUGGUCGAAGCCAAUUCCGAUGGGUAACGGACAACAAUCCAUUGGUCUUCUAUAAAACCCAAGACACCGUCAACAACACCAUCGCUCAAUCACAUUCCUGGGAAGUAGAACCGUUUUGCGGAUGCUCUUCCAUUGGUCUUCUAUGAGACCCAAGACACUGUCAACAAUCCAUGGGCUUUCAUCGACCAAUUCGUCUUCUUUCCCGAUCACAUUCCUGGGAAGUCGAACCGUUUUGCAGAUGCUCUUUCACGG